This is a messenger RNA of Lonchura striata (white-rumped munia), 1560 nucleotides long. The record is from RefSeq and is a predicted model, not a curated record. Lineage: Eukaryota; Metazoa; Chordata; Aves; Passeriformes; Estrildidae.
GGCCGUGGCCGGGGGGCGGGCGGGGCGCGGCCACGGCAGGUGAAGGCGGAGGCGGGGCCGUGGCUCCGGGACCGGUCUGUGGCUCGGGUGGGGUGCUCAGGUGAGGACGAUGGCCAGCCCAGAGGACGACCUCAUCGGCAUCCCUUUCCCUGAGCACAGCAGUGAGCUGCUGAGCUGCCUGAACGAGCAGCGGCAGCUGGGGCUGCUCUGCGACGUCACCAUCAAGACGCAGGGGCUGGAGUACCGCACCCACCGUGCCGUCCUGGCUGCCUCCAGCCGCUAUUUCAAGAAGCUCUUCGCAGGGCCGGGGCCGGGGCAGGAGGUCUGUGAGCUGGACUUUGUGGGGCCAGAGGCACUGGGUGCGCUGCUGGAGUUUGCUUACACAGCCACGCUGACCAUAAGCAGCGCCAACAUGGGCGAGGUGCUGCGUGCCGCCCGGCUGCUGGAGAUCCCCUGUGUCAUCGCUGCCUGCGUGGAGAUCCUGCAGGGCAGCGGGCUGGAGGCACCCGGUCCCGAUGACGGCGACUGCGAGCGUGCCCGCCGCUACCUGGAGGCUUUCUCCACCCUCCCCGAGGGUGAGGUGCCUGCUCCGCCACCCCCCCGCCCCACCCCGCGCCGCAGCAAGAAGACCCGCAAGUUCCUGCAAGCCCGCGGUGCCCAGCUCAACAACCAUGCCGAGGAGCCACCCGCUGAGGCUGAGGGCUCCGGCAGCCCUCCGCCGCCCUCCCAGCUGCCCUCGCCCCCUCUGCCUGAGGGGCUGUCCCUGCCCUAUGACAGCUUUGAGCUGCCUGAGGAGGAGGAGCUGCCCCCACACCCCUUCCCCUUCCCCUACCAGCCCCCCUUGUCCCCUGAGGAGGCAGCUUCUGACGAUGAUGCCAUCGACCCUGACCUGAUGGCGUAUCUGGGCUCUCUGCACCACGAGUCACUGGCGCCUGGGCUGGAUAGCCCCGACAAGCUGGUGCGCAAGCGCCGCUCACAGAUGCCCCAGGAGUGCCCCGUCUGCCACAAGGUCAUCCAUGGUGCCGGCAAGCUGCCUCGCCACAUGCGCACGCACACGGGUGAGAAGCCCUUCGCCUGCCAGGUCUGCGGAGUCCGAUUCACACGGAACGACAAACUGAAGAUCCAUAUGCGGAAGCACACAGGUGAGCGGCCCUACUCCUGCCAGCACUGCAGUGCCCGCUUCCUGCACAGCUAUGACCUGAAGAACCACAUGCACCUGCACACAGGCGCCCGGCCCUACGAGUGCUACCUCUGCCACAAGGCCUUCGCCAAGGACGACCACCUGCAGCGGCACCUCAAGGGCCAGAACUGCCUGGAGGUGCGGACCCGCCGCCGCCGCCGCGAUGAGCCGCCUCCGCCGCCCGCGGGGCCCCCGGGCCUCGACCUCUCCAAUGGGCGGCUGGAGGGGCUGCGCCUCUCCAUUGCCCGCUACUGGGCUCCAGGGCAGCCCGAGGAGGAGGAAGAGGAGCCGGAGGGUGAGGAAGGGCCGCAGCCAGAUGGCACUGUGCCGGUGGAGACGGCAUAGAGGCAAUGCAACGGCAGGUGUCGUGCUGUUCCAUG